Synchytrium microbalum is the source of this 1404-nucleotide messenger RNA. RefSeq lists its product as uncharacterized. Lineage: Eukaryota; Fungi; Chytridiomycota; Chytridiomycetes; Synchytriales; Synchytriaceae. Gene Ontology annotation, molecular function: oxidoreductase activity; FMN binding. The coding region runs from base 1 to 1404 and encodes 467 amino acids. The record is from RefSeq and is a predicted model, not a curated record. The transcript has 7 exons.
AUGCUGUCGACUCGUGAUUCUCGUGACGGAGGAGAACGAACUGCUUCGGGACCAUGUAUAUACGUGCUCGGCAGUGGGCUGGCUGGUCUCACUGCUGCUAUCAUUGCCGCAAGAGAGGGCUGCAGAGUAACAAUCUUGGAGAAAGAAUCUCGUUGUGGAGGCAACUCUGCCAAAGCUACCAGUGGAAUGAACGCUGCUCCUUCCCCUUAUACCACAGGCGACUCUACAGUAUUAUUUCUUCAGGAUUCACUUCAUUCUGGAGGUGGCGCUGAGAUUCCAGAACUCGUCGAUACUCUGGUCAAUGGUUCUUCACACGCUCUCGAGUUUUUGGAGUCAUUUGAUCUCAAGUUAUCAGUGGUUUCUCAAACAGGCGGCCAUUCUCGACCUAGGACGCAUCGUGAAGUGAAGGGAGCGGUUGGCUUUGAUAUCAUCAGUGCCUUGAAAAAACAUCUCGAUACUCUACCAAAUGUAACCUUUCUCGUCAGCACCACCGUCAAGCAACUAGUGUACGACACUAUGUCUGAUCGAGUGAUUGGGCUCGAAGCUAUUGACUCAACGGGGUGCAAAUCAUUAUAUCAUGCGAGUGCAGUAAUUUUGUGUACGGGUGGAUUUGCCCAUCCAAAUCCAUUAUUAGUGAAACUAAGACCAGAUCUUGCUCAUUUACCAACAACAAGUGGAAAAUGGGCUGACACCGUUGGAUUGGAGUACAUUCAAGUGCAUCCAACUGGAUUUGUUGAUCCGUCAGAUCGGCUAUCCAAAUCCAAAUUCUUGGCACCUGAAUCAUUACGAGGACAUGGUGGUAUCCUAAUAUCACCUCUUACAUCAAAACGGCUUGUGAAUGAACUCGAAACUCGAGACAAGGUCACAGAAGCCAUAUUCAAAGCAUGCCCAUCUGACCAACAGUCCGAAGCUCUCAUAUUCCUGAACCAAGCUGUAUGUGAUGAUGUUGGAGACUCGAUGAAGUUCUAUCUUUCAAAAGGAUUCUUCAAACGCUAUGAAGGACUCGAUGCCGUAGCUCAAGGUGAAAGUCUUGAUCUAGCUAGUCUGUUUCAAACCAUAAAAGAGUACAAUGAAGCUGUGUCUGGAGCGAAAGCAGACGUCUUUGGAAAGACAGUCUUCUCACAUCGUUUCGAGGAGUCAGAUAUAUAUUAUGUGGGGAGAAUCACUCCCGUGAUUCAUUAUACCAUGGGCGGGCUUGCAAUCGAUGGUGAAGCGAGAGUCCUCGCUCAAGGAAGGCCUGUUGAUGGGUUGUACGCAGCAGGAGAAGUUACAGGUGGUGUACAUGGAAAGAAUCGUCUUGCAGGGAAUUCUCUGCUUGAAUGUGUCGUGUACGGCAAGAUCGCUGGAAAGGCCGCAGCUGAAUAUGGAGAACUUGUAAAACGUGGCAAGUUAGUUUAUAAGUGA